AUGCUCCCGCCGCCCCCGCGCCAGCCGCCGCCCCAGGCGCGCUCGGCCCGCGGCGCGGUGCAGCUGCAGCGGCCGUUCCUUCGCGGCCCGCUGGGCGUGCUGCGGCUGCUGCAGCUGCUGGCCGGCGCCGCCUUCUGGGUCACCAUCGCCACCAGCAAGUACCAGGGCCCCGUGCACUUCGCGCUCUUCGUGUCGGUGCUCUUCUGGCUGCUGACCCUGGGCCUCUACUUCGUCACGCUGCUGGGCAAGCACGAGCUGGUGCCCGUGCUGGGCUCGCGCUGGCUCGUGGUCAACGUGGCGCACGACUUACUGGCGGCCGCCCUCUACGGCGCGGCCACGGGCAUCAUGAUCGACCAGACGCAGCGCCACAGCUACUGCAACCUCAAGGAUUACCCGCUGCCCUGCGCCUACCACGCCUUCCUGGCGGCCGCCGUCUGCGGCGGCCUCUGCCUCGGCCUCUACCUGCUCUCGGCUCUCUACGGCUGCUGCCGUCGCUACCAGGGCAAGUUGGAGGUGGCGUGAGGCCGCCUGCGCCCGCCCGGGCCGCGACCCGGGCGGAGGACCCUGCCACAUCCCUCCCGCAGCCGUGUCCCUGGCCCCCUCCCCGGCCCUGCGUUCCCACCGCCGCCUGCGCCCAGGAAUCCCGGCCCGUAGUUCCUGCCCGACGGCAGCGCCGCCGCCCUGCGCGUGGUCUCCAGGGAUCUGCGCAGGCUGUGAUUCGAGGGGCGGGCGGACGCGCACUUGGAGAGGGGCCUCCUCGAGGCGAAACUUAGCGAUUCUUCUUUCCCUUCCCGGCGAAGAGCGAGACGUGGACGGGCGCUGCGUAGAUCCGGGGGAGGCUCCCAGAUGGAAACCAGCCUCACGGCUGCGCCGCGGCCGCCUCCCUCCCUGGCGCGCUCGGAAGGGCACCCUCUUUCCCGGCCCCCUUUUCAGCCUUGGAAGCUGUAAAAGGCAGACGCGUGGCCUCGGCUGGCCCCGGGCUGGGCAACUGGUUUGAAUUUGGCUUGGGGUCGUGCGAGCAUCCUGGCAGCCUGCCCCUGCCUAUCCCUCGGGGCUCUGAUGCCUCGGCGAUGGGGCCCUGCUGCAGAGGUGGGGAUGGGUGAGAAGGGCCCCUAAGCUGUGCCUGCACCCCCGUGGAGUCUUCGCUCGCCCCCACCUACUCACAGGCCAUGCAGAGGGACACGCGAACCUCGCUGACCUCGUCCUGACGCGGCCUCCUCCCCAGCCUCCUCACAGGCUUCUGCCGCACCCCAAUCUCGGUAUCUGUUGCCUUAAGAUCUCACUAUCGCGGAAGGUUAGGGUGAGCCCACCCGUUGUUUCACAGUGGGUGACUCACAGCCUGCUCUUGGGAACAGCCACAGUAAGAUCAGAGCACGGUCCCUGGACCAUAGGUCCAGCGCUGUGACAUCAAAGCAGAGGGUGUUCUAGGAACCCCAGCUCAGGAGCCGCCUUUAAAAGUUUCAUGGCCAGAUGGGUUCGACGAUGGUGCUAGCUCCCUUUCUUGGAGAUCCACGACGCCCAUGAGCGUAUCAGAGACUGUGGAAGGUCCGGGUGUGAAAGCAGCCCAGGGAUCAAGUUUGCUGUGUUAACGCCCUGGGCCUGGACUGUAUUCCAGCCUUCAGGUUCUAAGCAGUCAGGCAGUUUCUGUGUAAAGUGAGCAGAGCAGUCGCCCCUCUGCAGCCAGAGACUUUGGAGCUGGUGAACUUGAACUUGAACUUUACAUCAUUGGAGAAAAGAAGCCAACGCUAUCCUGAUGGUUUCCUAGUCUGGAGCAAAGUCAACUGUACAAGAUGCUGGCAUUGACCGUGGCAGCUGGCAGAGAAGGUGUGGAACCAGGGUGAAUGGCUCGCCAGGCCUCCAUGGUUUCUGCGUUGCUGGGGCCCAUGGAGCUUCCCAGGGCUGAUCCUGCUCACCUCCGCCAGGGCCCACUUCCUGGGCUGGAAGCACCAUUUCGGCCAGGGCCAACAGCAGGAAUCCGGGUCUUCCCUGGCAGCAGAGGCAAGGGGAGAGGAAAUGCCCUCUGCCCAGCAGCUUCCUUGGCUUCCAUCAGAUGGAAGAGCCACGAUGCAUGAAGACUGAUUGUGCCUGAACCCAAGAGAAUUCCUGAUUCUUCUUGUGCUCUGAUUUGGACACAAGAUCUCAGACACCUGGGACUGAGCUAUGCACCCUGCACCCUAAACAGUGGGUUUCAUUCCAGCUUUUGUUCUUUUUCCUUUUGUCUUUUUGAAAAAUCACCAUCUAAGUUGCAUCCUCAGCUUGGCUCCAGUCCCCCAGGAUCUCCCUCCCAGCCUCCCGCCGCCCCCCCUUGGUGCGCUCUUAGUGGUCACGUGACUUUCCUGGGCGGCAGGAGUCUUCUCCUUCCAGAUGUGCCCAUAGCACGCUGGAGCCCACUGCUCUUCCAGAUGUGCCUUCCCGCUUGGCUUCCGGUGGGUGGCGGUGCUUGCCUGCCACGUGUGAGAUGGAUACACAGGACUGCCACCAUCCCCACCCCACCCCCACUCUAGGCCCUAUAGCCUAGAGAGGGUCACUCGACCCAGCCCAGGACUUCUGGAUCCUGGGAGUGGUCUCACAGGCCUCCCUCUCGGGACACCAGGACUCAGGCCAGUCCAAGGUCACCCUGGGUAGCAUUUCUACAGUGUUCUACAAAGAACAACGGAGGGAGGGGUGAGGAUGGUGAGGGAGAGGAUGCCAAUGUGCCUUGUUCUCUAGUUUAGUGGUGAUUACUAAUAUGCUUUUCUGAAUAAAGUUUGGUUUCUCUGA
Lepus europaeus (European hare) is the source of this 2760-nucleotide messenger RNA. RefSeq names its product MARVEL domain containing 1 (gene MARVELD1). Gene Ontology annotation, cellular component: membrane. The record is from RefSeq and is a predicted model, not a curated record. The transcript is spliced from 2 exons. Gene Ontology annotation, molecular function: structural constituent of myelin sheath. Lineage: Eukaryota; Metazoa; Chordata; Mammalia; Lagomorpha; Leporidae. Gene Ontology annotation, biological process: myelination. Bases 1 to 522 code for a protein of 173 amino acids.